This is a messenger RNA of Colletotrichum higginsianum IMI 349063, 1200 nucleotides long. RefSeq names its product Protein kinase. The record is from RefSeq and is a predicted model, not a curated record. Gene Ontology annotation, biological process: protein phosphorylation; regulation of mRNA processing; spliceosomal complex assembly. The transcript is spliced from 5 exons. Gene Ontology annotation, molecular function: ATP binding; protein kinase activity. The coding region runs from base 1 to 1200 and encodes 399 amino acids. Lineage: Eukaryota; Fungi; Ascomycota; Sordariomycetes; Glomerellales; Glomerellaceae.
AUGCCAAGAAGAAGCCACUCGCCUCCGAGGCGGCUGCCGGAAGCUGAGCCCGAGGAGCUCUACGGGCCCGAAGUACGGCUAGAAGAGGAGGGCUUCGCCUGGUACAACCCGGACAAGUGGUAUCCCGUCGAGAUCGGACAGGUGUUUGAGUCACGAUACCAGGUGCUCUUGAAGUUGGGCUUCGGUUCGGCUUCUACCGUGUGGUUGUGUCGCGACCUGAACUCGCAUUCCUAUGUCACUUUGAAGGUAUACGAAACGGGUCAUCGGCAGGCCCUGAACGAGGAAAGGGUGCUUGACCAUCUGUGGCGUGUUUCCUCAGACCACCCGGGUCGGAGCCUUCUUCGUUCGAUCAAGGCCAGCUUCGAAGUAUCGGGCCCGGCAGGUCCACAUGUGUGUCUCGUUUUCGAAACACUCGGCCUGUCGUUGGCAGAUAUCCGGGAGCUCGCCGGUGGCAAAGUCCCAGAAAACCUCCUGAAAGGUCUGAUAUAUGCUCUGCUGUUGGGUCUGGAUCACAUGCACUCCGAGGCGCACGUAGUUCACACAGACAUCCAAGAUGGAAACAUCAUGCUUGCAAUCACGGACACGUCGAUCCUUGACGACCUUGUGGAAGCCGAGUGGGCCUUGCCUAGUGCGAGGAAGAUUGUGGGCGAACGGAUCACCUACGCAUCCACAGGGCUAGAGAUCCCCGACGACCCUGGCGAUCCAAUCAUUUGCGACUUCGGUGAUGCUCGGUUCGGCGACGGGCCGUUUGAGGGUCAGGUGAUGCCCGAUCUGUACCGUGCCCCUGAGAUCAUCAUUGGAAUUCCUUGGGAUGAGAAGAUAGACAUUUGGGCCCUGGGACUCAUGAUUUGGGAUUUGUUCCAAGGGAAGCUGCUGUUCAACACCAGGCACCGAGACCGCACGGCAUCACGAGCAGCGCACUUUGCCAGGAUGGUAUCUCUCUUGGGUCCGCCACCCGAUGACCUGCUGGAGAGAGGCUCGUCGUGGAAAGAGUUAUUCGACAAAGAAGGGAAACUGAUGAUCGAUGGCGAGAUACCGGAAUCGUCGCUCGAGGAAGAAGAGGGUAAUCUGGAGGGGUCUGAAAAGGCCGAGUUCCUCAUCUUUUUGAGAAAGAUGCUUCAAUGGAGGCCGGAGGAUAGGCUGUCGGCGCGAGAACUGAUGGAGGAUCUUUGGCUGAAUCGCCAACAAUCUGAUGAGUAA